Drosophila elegans is the source of this 2377-nucleotide messenger RNA. It is a transcript of the gene DNAlig1, whose product is annotated as DNA ligase 1. The transcript is spliced from 7 exons. NCBI's taxonomy places the organism in Eukaryota, Metazoa, Arthropoda, Insecta, Diptera, Drosophilidae. The record is from RefSeq and is a predicted model, not a curated record. Gene Ontology annotation, molecular function: DNA ligase (ATP) activity; ATP binding; DNA binding. Gene Ontology annotation, biological process: Okazaki fragment processing involved in mitotic DNA replication; DNA recombination; DNA repair. The coding region runs from base 73 to 2313 and encodes 746 amino acids. Gene Ontology annotation, cellular component: nucleus; mitochondrion.
CCAAACUGGCGGGAACCAAUUUCAGAAUAGCAUUGCAAUUUAUAUUUGUUUAAAAGUAGUGCCACCAUCAAAAUGCAAAAGUCUAUAACCUCCUUUUUCAAGAAGAAAUCCGAUGCCGCCGACAGCCCUUCGCCACCAAAAAAAGUUCCCAAGAUCGAGGCCAAAGCGGAACUGCCGGAUGAACCCAUCAUAAAGAGCGAGGAUGGCUCCCCGGAAAUAAAGCCAAAGGUUGAACGGAUGUCCGUGGACUCGGGGGAAAAGUCAAGUCCCUUGAAGGAGGUUAAAAAGGAGCAGGACUCCGAGGGCAAAACGACUGAUCGAAAGGUCACAACCAUAGGACUAAACUCCACUACCGCCAGCAAGGAGGAUAUGGAAAACUAUGAUCCCUCCGCCGAAUCCUAUAACCCACUCAAAAACGCCUACUGGAAGGAUAAGAAAGUCACUCCCUACUUGGCCUUGGCUCGCACAUUCCAAGUCAUCGAGGAGACCAAGGGCCGCCUCAAGAUGAUCGACACGCUGAGCAACUUCUUCAGCUCGGUGAUGCUGGUCAGUCCGGAGGACCUGGUGCCCAGUGUGUAUCUCAGCAUCAACCAACUGGCCCCUGCCUACGAGGGAUUGGAGCUGGGCGUGGCCGAAACCACCCUGAUGAAGGCCAUCUGCAAGGCCACGGGUCGCAAUUUGGCGCACAUUAAAUCGCAGACGCACCUGAUCGGAGAUCUGGGCAUUGUGGCCGAGCAAUCGCGCGUUUCCCAGCGCAUGAUGUUCCAGCCAGCGCCCUUGAACGUAAGGGAUGUGUUCAGGAAGCUGCGGGAAAUAGCCAAGUUAUCCGGUCAGUCGAAGAUGGAUCUGGUGUACAACAUGUUCGUGGCCUGCCGAUCGUCGGAGGCUCGCUUCUUCAUCCGCUCUCUGAUUGGCAAGCUGCGCAUUGGCAUUGCCGAGCAGAGUCUGCUCACCGCCCUGGCCAUUGGCCUGGUCAAAAAGAACCACAUCGACGACUGCAAAGCCAGCAGGGUGACAGAGGUGUAUAAGGAUGAAAUAGCAGAGACCACUUUGCUGCUCAAGACUGCCUACAGCCAAUGUCCCAACUACGACAUCAUUAUUCCGGCCAUCCUGAAGUACGACAUUAAGGAGCUGCAGGAACGCUGCCCCAUGCAUCCCGGCAUGCCGCUGCGGCCCAUGCUGGCCCAGCCCACCAAGGGCGUUCACGAGGUGUUCGAAAGAUUCGGCGGCAUGCAAAUCACCUGCGAGUGGAAGUACGAUGGGGAGCGGGCACAAAUUCACCUCAACGAAAAGGGCGAGAUCAGCAUAUUCUCGCGCAACUCGGAGAACAACACGGCCAAAUAUCCGGACUUGAUUGCCAGGAGCAGUGGACUGCUCAAGGGCGAAGUAAAGUCCUAUAUUAUUGACAGCGAAAUUGUGGCUUGGGAUGUCGAGCGUAAGCAGAUUCUGCCCUUCCAAGUGCUCAGCACGCGAAAGCGCAAGAACGUAGACAUCGAAGAAAUCAAGGUCCAAGUCUGCGUCUACAUAUUCGAUCUACUUUAUAUCAACGGCACGGCCUUGGUGACUAAAAACUUGUCAGAGCGUCGCAAACUGCUGCUGGAGAAUUUCCAGGAAGUCGAGGGAGAGUGGAAAUUUGCCACUGCCUUGGACACGAAUGACAUAGACGAGGUGCAACAGUUUCUAGAGGAGUCCAUCAAAGGGAACUGCGAGGGUCUUAUGGUGAAGACACUGGAUGAGGAGGCCACCUAUGAGAUUGCCAAGCGAUCCAGAAAUUGGCUGAAACUAAAGAAGGAUUACAUAUCCAAUGUGGGCGACUCACUGGACUUGGUUGUGAUCGGCGGCUACAAGGGAAAGGGCCGGCGAACUGGAACCUAUGGUGGAUUUUUGCUUGCCUGCUAUGACACCGAAAAUGAGGAAUACCAGAGCAUAUGCAAAAUUGGAACAGGCUUCACCGAUGAGGACUUGCAGACGCAUUCCGAGUUCUUGGGCAAGCAUGUGACGCCCAGUGCCAAGUCCUACUACAGAUACGAUGCCAGCCUGGAGCCGGAUCACUGGUUUGAGCCCGUCCAGGUGUGGGAGGUUAAGUGCGCCGAUCUGUCCCUGAGCCCCAUCCACCGAGCAGCCAUAGGGAUUGUGGACGGCGAGCGCGGCAUCUCGCUGAGAUUCCCCCGGUUCAUUCGCAUCCGCGAUGACAAGAACAGCGAGAACGCAACGGACGCCAAUCAGGUGGCCCACAUGUACCAGUCACAGGACCAGGUCAAGAAUAAUCAAAAAUCGUGUACACAGAUGGAAAUGGAGGACGAGUUCUAUUGACCCAUAACUGUCCCAUCCAAAUGUGCAACGUUUAUUUAACAAUAAAGUCCUUACGUUAUCGCUA